AAUAUAAGUCCCCCUCCCCUUCUCAUCCCGCCCCUCCGCAGUUAAACCGCGCAAACAGCAGAACAGGAGGGCAGAAGCACACGGUGUGUCAACGACAGAGAGUAUUGUAAGAGCGAUAUCGAGCGGAGGCGACAACAAGCUUUAGACGUGAAGCACAGGGAAUCGAAGUCCGAGAUUGCUGCCGCACACCACAUCUGCGCCCCUGCAUUCUCUUGGCAAACACCCAAACACCUAACCAUAAACCAGGAUGGAGUACGAGCCACUUAAGGAUAGCAACGCGAGCGUUCGCACCUUCAUUCCAGAGGAUCUGGGAGGCGAAGGCCUUGGUCGCACCAAAACCAUCAAGCGAGUGACACUAGCGAAUACCGGGGCCUUUGUGGUCGAUCAACCAAUCUCCAAGCAUGUCCUUCACAAGGCGACUCACGUCGAUGGGCAGGAGUUCAACUACAUGCGUUACACCGCUUGUACAUCUGAGCCUGGGGACUUCAGCAAAGGUUACACCCUCAGACAGCGCAUGUUCAAGCGCACGACCAAGGUUGCAUGUGUCGUGACGAUGUAUAACGAAGAUGAUGUUCUUUUCGCCAAAUCCAUGUACGCUGUCAUGAAGAACAUCGCGUAUCUGUGCAGUGAUGAAUGCCCUUACAGCUGGGGCCCAGAUGGCUGGAAGAAUUUCGUUGUGGUCAUUGUUAGCGACGGUCGCUCGAAAAUCAACCCAAAAGUUCUUACCUUGUUGGGGGUUAUGGGAUGUUACGCCGAUGGCCUCGCGAAGGGAUCCGUCAACGGCAAAGACGUGAAAGCCCACAUCUUCGAGUACACAACACAAGUCGCCAUCAACAAAGACUUAUACCCGCGCACCGAUUCCAAUGUUAAAUAUCCCAUGGUGCCCAUGCAAACGGUCUUCGUGCUGAAGGAGAAAAACGCCAAGAAGAUCAACUCUCACAGAUGGUUCUUCAACGCAAUCUGCAACACCAUCGAUCCUGAGGUCUGCUUCCUCUUGGAUGUCGGCACUGUUCCUUCUCGGGAGUCCUUCUACCAUCUCUACCGGGCAUUCGAGCGCAACGAGAACGUCGGCGGAGCCUGUGGGGAAAUCAAGGCGGAACUGGGACCUUAUUGGAAGAACCUGAUCAACCCACUCGUUGCAUCUCAAAACUUCGAGUACAAGAUGUCCAACAUCCUCGACAAACCACUUGAAUCCGUUUUCGGUUAUAUUUCGGUCUUGCCUGGAGCAUUCAGCGCGUAUCGUUACAAAGCCUUACAAGGCGCGCCCCUUGAUGCGUACUUCAAGGGAGAAGAACUGCAUGGAGGAGCGGACAUUUUCGCUGCAAACAUGUACCUUGCCGAAGACCGUAUCCUGUGUUUUGAGCUGGUGACCAAGCGAAACGACAAGUACGUUCUCCGAUACUGCAAGGACGCCCAUGCCGAGACGGAUGUUCCGGACAGACUGGCGGAACUGAUUUCCCAGCGUCGACGGUGGUUGAACGGGUCCUUCUUUGCAAGUUUGUACGCUGUCUGGCACUGGAAGAACAUUUUCAGAUCAGCGCACAGCACUGGCCGCAAGACUGCUCUUCUCUUUGAGUUCUUCUACAACGGAGUCAAUCUGCUAUUCAGUUGGUUUGCUCUCGGAAAUUUCUACCUUGCCUUUCAUUUCUUGAUGCAGAACGUGCCGUUCGGCGAAGUGGCGAAUAAAAUCGUUAGCCAAAUUGUUCCACAAUUAUACCUGUUCGCGCUCAUUGCGAUCUUCGUUAGCUCGCUGGGCAAUCGUCCUCAGGGAACCAAGUUCUUAUACCACUCCCUGGUGAUAGGAUUUGGGCUGAUCAUGAUUCUGAUGCUCUUCUUGGCGAUAUCCGCCGUCAAAGCGUCUUUAGAGACGGCGAUCACCGAGAUCGACAAGCCUGAAGUCACACUCUUCCAUUACUUCUUCACCAACGGAACUUUCCGCGAUCUCGUCGUGUCCCUUCUGUCUACGUACGGCCUCUACAUCACCGCAUCCCUCGCCCACGCCGACUGGUACCACAUGGUCACCUGCCUGCCCCAAUACCUGAUCCUGACGCCAACAUACAUCAACGUCUUCAUGAUUUACGCUUUUUGCAACUUGCACGAUGUGUCAUGGGGCACGAAAGGCGACAACGCACCCGACCUCGGAUCCGUCACAGUCAAGACGACCGCGUCCGGCGAGCAAGUCGCGGACGUGGCGAUGCCGUUCACUGAAGACGACCUGGACGACGCGUACGAGGUGUUUGCGAAGCAGCUGACGAAACAGCGGGAGGAGAUUGGCAAGAAGGAGGUGUCGACGGUCAAUGCGCAGACGCAGCAAGAGGAUGGGUACAGGAAGUUCCGGACUAGGGUCGUGCUGUCUUGGGUGCUCAGCAAUUCGCUGCUCAUUCUGAUCUUUACGAAUGAGUACCUGUUCCCGCCAAACCCGCCGGCGGUUAACCCGUACUUGACCUUCUUGUUCUGGAGCGUUGCUGUUCUGAGCGCUAUCCGUACAGUAGCUUCAGGCUUCUUCCUGGUUGACCACUGGCGGACCAAAGUCGGAGAGAAAUACGGCGGACGUGGGCAUGGAUUGGAGGACAAGGUGUAAAGAGGCGUAAAACUCAGGACUCCCUUCUUUUUUUUGUGGGCCGUAAAACCACGGCGUGUGAUAUGCAAUGGCGUAUGUAGAGUGUGGUAUUUGGUACAUUCUGUAGGAUAGUGUGAUGUGUGCAUAUGUAUAUAUACAAAUUGAUAUGAAAACAUGG
This is a messenger RNA of Fimicolochytrium jonesii, 2738 nucleotides long. Its product is annotated as chitin synthase-domain-containing protein. Gene Ontology annotation, cellular component: cell periphery; cell septum. Lineage: Eukaryota; Fungi; Chytridiomycota; Chytridiomycetes; Spizellomycetales; Powellomycetaceae. The record is from RefSeq and is a predicted model, not a curated record. Gene Ontology annotation, molecular function: chitin synthase activity. Bases 248 to 2581 code for a protein of 777 amino acids. The transcript is spliced from 7 exons.